This is a messenger RNA of Neopsephotus bourkii (Bourke's parrot), 1441 nucleotides long. It is a transcript of the gene CA9, whose product is annotated as carbonic anhydrase 9. Gene Ontology annotation, cellular component: plasma membrane. The record is from RefSeq and is a predicted model, not a curated record. The coding region runs from base 101 to 1237 and encodes 378 amino acids. Lineage: Eukaryota; Metazoa; Chordata; Aves; Psittaciformes; Psittacidae. Gene Ontology annotation, molecular function: zinc ion binding; carbonate dehydratase activity. The transcript has 12 exons.
GCGGUUGAGUCAGAGCCGCCGCCUCCUCCCCGCCCGCUCUCACGUACGCGCGGCCGGGCGGACACGGAGCCGCCGUCCCGCACCCGCGCACUUGCUGGAGAUGAGCCGCUCCGUGCUGCGGGUCUGCCUCUUGCUCCUGGCCGUCCUGGGCCGCUCUGCCGCCGGCAGCGAGGACGGCCAGGACCAGGGCGCCGAGGAACGCACGCACCCUCCGGGGAAAGGUCUUGGCCACGCUCACUGGAGCUAUGAAGACCGGAAUCGCUGGGGUGAGGACUACCAGGACUGCAGGGGCACCAUGCAGUCACCCAUCAAUAUCAACAUGGCCAGCACCAUCUUCAGCCCCCAUCUGCGGGCGAUCCAGCUCUCUGGCUACAGCCUGCCUGCCAACGAGAGGCUCAAGCUGAGGAACAAUGGGCACACUGUUGUUCUCGAGCUGCCGCAGUCCAUGGCCAUCACUGGUGGCUAUGCCCAGCAGUACCGAGCUGUGCAGCUACACCUGCACUGGGGUGCAACAACAGGACCAGGCUCAGAGCACACCAUCAACGGGCACCGCUUUGCUGCGGAGAUCCAUGUGGUCCACUACAACACCAAGUAUGACAGCUUUAAGGAGGCCAUGGUCCAGCCAGAUGGCCUGGCCGUACUGGGAGCCUUCCUGGAGAUGGGUCCAAGAGACAACCCGUACUAUCAGGAACUCCUUGACCAUAUGCAGCAAAUCCAAAGAGAAGGUGAGGAAGUCUGGGUGCCUGGGUUCAACAUCGCAAGCCUGCUGCCUGUCAACCUGAAAUACUACUACCGCUACAACGGCUCCCUGACCACCCCUCCCUGCUACCAGGCGGUGAGGUGGACAGUCUUCAACCAGACUAUGAUGAUCUCUCGUGACCAGAUUCUGAAGCUGAUAACGAGCCUGAGGAACGAUGAUGGCAAACCUCUGCAGAGCAAUUACCGGCAGAUACAGAGCCUCCAUGGGCGAACGGUGCUAGCGAGCUUCCAGCCCGCCUUCUUUGCACCAAAGCAGCUGCCUGCUGGUACUGCCAGCUCAGCUGCAACAGACGAACACUCCAGCUCUUCAUUUCAAGCAGGGGAUGUGCUGGCUGUGCUCUUCGGGGUGCUCUUUGCCAUCACGGCACUGGCCUUCCUGCUCUACAUCCACAAGCAUCGCAACCAGAACGUGCGGCUGGACUCACCGAUCAAAUCCAAGGUCAUCUACACGGCAGCCACCACUGAGAACACUGCAUGAGCCCCACACCUCUGUGGUGGCCCCCGCUGCACUGGCUCAUCCUGUCACCCCAACCUCUCCUCACUCCCACCCCAGAGGUGCUCCAGCACCCCUCGGCUGCUUGGGCUGCCCGUACGGACUGGUUUCCUGGGGCAGUAUUUGGCCCCAGCAGAUAUUUUUGUUAUAAAAAGCGUAAAAACCUAUUAAAAAAAAUUAAUAGUAAAA